This is a messenger RNA of Gracilinanus agilis (Agile Gracile Mouse Opossum), 3070 nucleotides long. It is a transcript of the gene SEMA3D, whose product is annotated as semaphorin 3D. Gene Ontology annotation, biological process: positive regulation of cell migration; negative regulation of axon extension involved in axon guidance; axon guidance. The coding region runs from base 430 to 2763 and encodes 777 amino acids. Gene Ontology annotation, molecular function: chemorepellent activity; semaphorin receptor binding. The transcript has 19 exons. Lineage: Eukaryota; Metazoa; Chordata; Mammalia; Didelphimorphia; Didelphidae. The record is from RefSeq and is a predicted model, not a curated record.
CUCGCACAAGCUCCAGCUGUUGCCACGCUUGGGGCUAGUCCCGGCACGGCGUUUGGGGGAGCAGCAGCGCCCUCUGCUUUCGGUCCCCGCCUCUGCAGCAGCUGCCGCCCUCCUCAGCCGCCUGGGCCGCUGCCGCUGCUUUUGCAGCCGCCACGGCUCAGCCCCAGCUUCUCGCCCCGGCUGACCGAGAGCGAGGUGGAGCCCGGCCAUCCCAUCGGCUUCCAGCUUCGGACUUGCGGCUGUCUUAGCGCAGUUUAUUCCCUCUCGCUUUCGGCAAAUACGGCAGGAAAAGAAGAAAAAGAAGGGGGGGAAAAAGAGGAAAAGAUCACAGCCAGUUGAAGAACCUGAGGAUCAGAAAGAAGAAGCAACUUGCCCAUUGUCCACUGAAAAAUUAAAUUAGCAUUGUCCAAGAGGAGGGACUUUUUAGCCAUGAAUGCCAAAAAGGAUCAAAGAGAAAAGUGUGGGAGCCAAGAUUUACACCCCCUGCAUGCCUUUGUGAUGCUAAGUAUGAUUGUGGUGUUACUUCCAGUCAUUGGAACGUCCAAACAAAAUAUUCCAAGACUCAAACUCUCAUACAAAGACUUGCUGCUUUCAAACAGCUGUAUUCCUUUCCUGGGUUCAUCAGAAGGGCUGGAUUUCCAAACCCUGCUGUUAGAUGAGGAGAGGGGCAGGCUGCUGCUUGGAGCAAAGGACCACAUCUUCCUGCUCAGCUUGGUUGACUUAAACAAAAAUUUUAAGAAGAUUUAUUGGCCUGCAGCAAAGGAAAGGAUGGAAUUAUGUAAAUUAGCUGGAAAAGAUCCUUAUACAGAAUGUGCAAAUUUCAUUCGAGUUCUUCAGUCUUAUAACAGAACUCAUGUUUAUGUGUGUGGCACUGGAGCCUUUCACCCAAUAUGUGGAUACAUCGAUCUUGGAACUCAUAAGGAGGAAGUCUUGUUCAAACUGGACACACAUAAUCUGGAAUCGGGCAGAUUGAAGUGUCCCUUCGAUCCUCAGCAGCCUUUUGCUUCAGUAAUGACAGAUGAGUACCUCUAUGCUGGAACAGCUUCAGAUUUUCUUGGAAAAGACACUGCAUUUACAAGGUCCCUUGGCCCUUCUCAUGAUCAUCAUUACAUCAGAACUGAUAUUUCAGAACACUACUGGCUCAGUGGAGCAAAAUUUAUUGGAACUUUUCCCAUACCAGACACAUACAACCAAGAUGAUGAUAAAAUAUAUUUCUUCUUUCGUGAAUCAUCUCAAGAAGGCAGUACCUCUGAUAAGACUAUAUUAUCUCGAGUUGGAAGAGUUUGUAAGAAUGAUGUGGGAGGGCAACGUAGCCUUAUAAACAAGUGGACAACUUUUCUUAAGGCCAGAUUGAUUUGCUCAAUUCCUGGCAACGAUGGAGCAGACACUCAUUUUGAUGAGCUUCAGGAUAUAUUUUUACUUCCCACAAAAGAUGAAAGAAAUCCUGUAGUAUAUGGAGUCUUUACUACAACCAGCUCCAUCUUCAAGGGUUCAGCCGUUUGUGUCUAUAGCAUGGCUGAUAUCAGAGCAGUUUUCAAUGGUCCAUAUGCUCAUAAAGAAAGUGCAGAUCAUCGAUGGGUCCAGUAUGAAGGAAGAAUUCCUUACCCGAGGCCUGGCACAUGUCCAAGCAAAACAUAUGAUCCAUUGAUUAAGUCAACCAGAGAUUUUCCAGAUGAUGUCAUUAGCUUUAUAAAGCGGCAUCCUGUGAUGUAUAAAUCUGUAUACCCUGUGGCUGGAGGACCUACUUUUACCAGAAUUAAUGUGGAUUACAGAUUGACACAGAUUGUGGUCGAUCAUGUUAUUGCAGAGGAUGGCCAAUAUGAUGUCAUGUUUCUAGGAACAGAUAUUGGAACUGUACUAAAAGUUGUCAGCAUUGCAAAGGAGAAAUGGAAUAUGGAAGAGGUAGUGCUGGAAGAAUUGCAGGUAUUCAAGCAUCCUUCAUUAAUCUUGAAUAUGGAGAUGUCUUUGAAGCAACAACAAUUGUACAUUGGUUCCCGAGAUGGAUUGGUUCAGCUCUCUCUGCACAGAUGUGAUACGUAUGGGAAGGCCUGUGCAGACUGUUGCCUUGCCAGAGAUCCCUACUGUGCUUGGGAUGGAAAUGCAUGUUCUCGAUAUGCACCAACUUCCAAAAGGCGGGCUAGGCGGCAAGAUGUAAAAUAUGGAGACCCCAUCACUCAAUGCUGGGAUGUAGAAGACAGCAUUAGUCGUGAAACUGCUGAUGAAAAGGUGAUUUUUGGCAUUGAAUUUAACUCAACCUUUCUGGAAUGUAUUCCUAAAUCCCAGCAAGCAUCUAUUAAGUGGUUUAUCCAAAGAUCUGGAGAUGAGCAUCAAGAAGAGCUGAAACCCGAUGAAAGGGUCAUCAAAACCGAAUACGGGCUGCUGAUUCGCAGUUUGCAGAAGAAGGACUCGGGGAUGUACUACUGCAAGGCGCAGGAGCACACCUUCGUCCACACCAUCGUGAGGCUCACGUUGAACGUCAUAGAGAACGAACAAAUGGAAAAUACCCAGAAAGCGGAAGCCGAGGAGGGCCGGGGCAAGGAUCUGCUGGCCGAGUCGCGCCUGCGGUACAAAGACUACAUGCAGAUCCUGAGCAGCCCCAACUUCAGCCUUGACCAGUACUGCGAACAGAUGUGGCACCGGGAAAAACGGAGGCAGAGAAACAAAGGGGGCGCUAAAUGGAAGCACGUGCAGGAGAUGAAAAAAAAACGGAAUCGCCGGCACCACAAGGACCAUGAGCAGCCGCCCAGAGCUGUGGCCACGUAGUCCUUCCUCUUUUUCUGAAAGAAAUGACAUUUUUUAGCUGCGAAAAUCAAUAAAGACUGCGAUCUAGCCUUCCUACUUGUGCAUAGUCUCUCUACGAGGCGUUUUCCUAAUGCACAGUAACAGUAAUCUGGCUGAGACUGUAAUGGGAAAUGCAGGCUGCCUGAGGGGAAUUUAUUAAUUUAAAACCAUUUUGUUCCAAACUGACAUGAUGAAUUUAAGUGUCUGGAAUCACAGAUGAAAUGUGGGAUUUCUUUAAGUGUGGUUUCUAGUUCAGUGUUUUAUUUAAUUAGGUCAUAAAAAUAAAUGA